AUGUUCCUUACCCAGUUUAUCUCUAGUAAGAGGAGUCAGAAGCCGACUACCCAUCUAUUGACCUUCAAGCAGGGAAACAAAGAACCACUAAAGGAUUACAUUACCUGCUUCAAUGAGGAGGCGCUGUUAGUGGAAGAUAAAGAUGAUAAAAUGGCACUCUCGACCAUGUUCAGCGGACUCAAAGAGGGGAAGUUCACCUUCUCAAUUGGGAAAAAUCCACCAACUACCCUGGCUGAGCUCAAAAAUACACCAACGCCGAGGAAUUCUCUAAUUCCUGGAAGAACAUCUAAGGGUCAGAGACUCCUAAACUGGCUUGUCUACAUGAAGACUGAUGUGGAGAACCGGGAUAAGCGCAAGUACUGCUGGUUCCAUCGUGAUCACGGCCAUAACACGAGCAACUGUGUGGAUCUCAAGGAUAAAAUCGAUACCCUUAUUCGCAAGGGUCAUUUGCACUGGUACACCAAGGAGGAGAGGGCUCGUAAAGCUGACUUUCAGAGUUCCAACCCCAAACACUAUGUCCACUUAGCUGAAAGACUGAGGAAAGAGCUCCAUGUCAACCCUUGCAGCCUAACUUUCACAGAGGAUGACGCACAAGGAAUCCAUCAUCCGCAUGACGAUGACCUCGUGGUGGCUAUGACCAUAGCUAACUAUAAGGUCUUCCGUAUCCUGGUUGACACGGGGAGCUCGGCUGACAUCAUUGACUCCGAGGUAUUCGAGAGAAUAGGUAUCGACAGAUCAUGCCUCCGACCCAUGAAGACCCCUCUACACGGCUUUGCUGGGGAUAAGGUUGUCAAUGUGCCGUUGGUGCAUAAUGUUAUUCUAAGCCGACCUUCCCUUGAUGCGAUGAGGGCGGUUGUGUCCACGUACCACUUGAUGAUGAAAUUCCCAAUCGAAGGUGGGGUCAAAUACCUACGAGGGGACCAACGUGAAGCUCAAAGAUGUUAUGUAAAAGAUAUAAGAAAAGGUUCAGUGAAACAGGCCCUCACUAUUAACGUCCUCGAUCCCACGGAAGAUUCCCCCGAGGACUUGGAGACCUUCCCGCUUGAAAAAGCCGACCCCAACAAAACUGUUCAACUUGAGUCUUCGCUGAAUUUCGAGCAGAGGUCUCAAAUGAUAACUUUCUUACAACAGUACAGGGACAUCUUCGUGUGGUCACAUGAAGACAUGCCGAGCAUAUCUCUCGAGGUCAUGGUCCACAAACUGAACGUGGAUCCAGAUCAUAAACCAAUAAAACAGAAGAGGAGCAUUCGAUGCUGA
This is a messenger RNA of Magnolia sinica, 1257 nucleotides long. RefSeq lists its product as uncharacterized. The transcript has 4 exons. Lineage: Eukaryota; Viridiplantae; Streptophyta; Magnoliopsida; Magnoliales; Magnoliaceae. The record is from RefSeq and is a predicted model, not a curated record. Bases 1 to 1257 code for a protein of 418 amino acids.